AGCAUCUCCAACCAGCCCUGCUCCUCUUGCAGAGUUUUCCUGACCCUUUGCCUCUGGUAGAGCUAGCUGCUUGUCCUAGCCCUGCAUCUUACCCCAGGGAAAGAGGAGUAACCUCUGUAGCACUGGCCCCUUCUCCAAGAAAACCUCAACAAAGCAGGUGUGGCUUAUGGCUUCUACCCCAGUGUACAUGGCUGAGAAGUUGGCUCCAUCUCGACUGACAUCUGUGGAUAUGUCCUUCUGGGAACUGUGUCAGUCACUAUGAGCAAGACCGGAGUGCCCUUAAAAGGAAGGAAUGGGAGCGACGAAAUCAAGAAGUCCAGCAAGAUGAAGAUCUCUUUGCUUCAGGUUUUAAUCUCUUUGGGGAACCCUAUAAGACAAACAAAGGUGAUGCCCUUGCAAACCGUGUCCAGAACACGCUGGGAAACUAUGAUGAAAUGAAGGACUUGUUAACCAACCAUUCCAACCAGAGCCACCUUGUAGGAAUCCCAAAGAAUUCGGUACCACAGACUCCCAUUGAUAAAAAUGAACAGAGCUUUUUUCCAGAACAAAGAAACAGGAUGAUCCCAUCUCACCAGAUCAGUGGUCACUCAUCAACAUCAAUGCCACCUCCUUCGUCCCUGUCAUCCAAUUCUGCCUUGCUACACAGUCACCAGAGCAGCAGGAAAUCCAGGACAGACUGGUCACGUGGUGGUCACAACUCUAAUGCUGCACAGCCAAGCCAAGCCAGUAGCCAACAGAGUAGGUCAAAGCAUAGCUCUUCACAUGACCAGCCUCAAAGCCGGUAUGAAGAACUCUACAACUGUCAGAGCGAGCAGCAUAAAAGUGGAGGAGCUGAAGAAGCAAACCCUGCCGCUUCAUCUUCACAUUCACGGAGGCAUAAUCAUUCCAAGUCAACAAGUAGUGAACACACUUAUAAAGAAAACAGUCAUUCAAAGUCACCAACAGAACUUGAAUUUGUAGCACAUGGUCCUGGAUCUCCACUUCCUUCUACAUCCUUGUUAUCUGCAACCAAUGGUCUUUCAACCCAGAAUUUCCCACCAGGACUGCACUGUAAAACUAGCAUGGUCCAACAAAAGCCCACGGCAUAUGUGAGACCUAUGGAUGGUCAGGACCAAGUACCGAAUGACUCGCCUGAACUUAAACCUCCGGUAGAAAUUGAGAGUGGAUAUGGAAACCAAUCAUUUGGAACGCUGUUGGAAGGAAAAGCUAAUGUACCCAGUUCUAAGAAUAAACUACCAAAGCUCCCUCAAGCUAGUGAAGUUGGCCUUCCCAAUGACUCCAGCUGUGUGGAAGAAAUAUUACGGGAGAUGACCCAUUCCUGGCCUCCUCCUCUAACUGCUAUUCACACACCUGGCAAGGCUGAGCAGACCAAGUUUUCCAUCCCAAGCAAGGUACAGGAUUCCCAGCAUCUGACCUCAGGAUACAAUGCACAAAAGUGGAAUGAUCCAACAGGAAAAGUGGCAACCAAAUCAGUGCCACAGAAGUCAAUGCUUGAAGAUGAUCUGAAACUCAGCAGUGACGAAGAUGACAAUGAACAGGCUGCCGAAAAGACAAAACCAAGGAACAUUCCUGUAAACGGGCUUCCUUUGCAGGCAGCGCACGGCGCGGGCUUGGCACAUUCCAGCGGGGGCUCCGGGAGCUCCAGUGAAUCCGAGAGCAGCUCCGAGUCGGACUCCGACAGCGAGAGCAGCUCCAGCGACAGCGAGUGUAACGAAGAGUCACGCAACGCGACUCCAGAGCCUGAGCCCCCCUCCACAAACAAAUGGCAGCUGGAUAAAUGGCUGAAUAAAGUGAAUCCCCAUAACAAGGCCAUCAUCAACAACCAAAACGAGACUCAUGGCGAUAACAGUUCUCAGUCGCAAAGCAACCAACAGGCGGAAGGGCAAAACAAAGGGAAGCUUAAUAGCCUGCCCCAGACUGAUUCCAAAGACCGGGCGAUCCUUAGUCCCAUCCGGGAGAAAGCCAAACCACGAGUUGCCCAGAAAACCCCAGAGGCAAAAAGCUCCAAGCAGAAGUCACCAGCUCAUAAUGAGCCAAUGUCACAAAGGACUACGGGGAAAAAGCAACCCAAAAAGGUAGAAAGGACUUCCAGUGUCGAAGAGUAUAACUGGCCCAAACCAAAUAAUACCAGCACCACUCCCAAAGAAAAAGAUACCCAGGAACCUGCAGAACAGCAGAAGGUUCGGACAAAAGCAUCCGUCGGAAAGACAGCUCCCCGAAAAGAACCGCGAACCAGCGCCGGACUCACUUCCGAGAAGAAAAAGUAUCGAGGCCCCAGCAAAAUUGUCCCGAAAUCUCGCGAAUUUAUUGAAACCGAUUCCUCUACUUCUGAUUCAAAUACAGACCAGGAAGAGAGUUUGCAGGCUAAAAUAUUACCUGCUUGCAGUGGGCCUGCCAAUGGCAUCAAAGUGAAAGACUCCGGGAGUAACAUCCUCAGUGUCAGCAGUUUAACUAGCAACGGCAGCAACACAUCAAUAGACCAGACGAGCAAUGAUUUAGAGGAGCAGCUGUUUUCACCUAUCCCGAUCGUGCAAAAUGAACUUCUGUCCCCACUGAGGGAAUAUGAAGAGCUCAAAUCCCUCUGGGUGAAAAUAGACCUUAGCUUAUUGUCUAGAAUACCUGGACAAGAGCCCUUUGAGACCACGGCAGUGAAAACCGAACCGAGAGAGGCAAAUGUGAAACACAGGCGACCAUCUCGAGAAUCCCCUACCCCGGCUGCAGUGGAAAAACCUUCUACGAAGUCCAAAAGGAAGCACAAGCAGUCUGAAAGCUCAGAUACGUAUGGAGAAAGCAAGAAGCAGCGCCUGGAGGAAACCCCAGCUUCCUGCCUACUUCCACCUUGUAUCUCUCCAAUACCCAACCACAGAUUAAGCAGCACUAAAGAGAGCAGCACUAACUCCGUUAAAAAGGCGGCUAAGAAAAGAGAAGAGAAGCUGUUCCCUCCUCCGCUCUCCCCGCUGUUGGAUGAGCCAGUACACAGGCGGCACAGCAGUGACAACUCCUUCAACCAAGAGAGUAACGUCACAAACUCCUUGCAGACCAGCAGCUCUUCCUCUUCUACGUCCAAACACAGAAAGAAUGAAAGCAAAUCCUCUGCUAACCCCAAAGGACUCUGUGAGGAAGAAUCACAUAAUAGACCAGCAACAAACACACUCCCAGACACCAGCCAUCUAGAAACAGACAUCUGGUGUGCAAUGCCUCCAUUGUCCAAUGGGAAUUCUGAGUCAAGAAGACCUAAAAUAACAUUUGAUGAUGCGCUUCACAAUGCAGACUAUUACAUGCAAGAGGCUAAGAAGCUAAAGCACAAAGCGGAUGCACUGUUGGAGAAGUUCGGUAAAGCAGUGAAUUAUGCUGAUGCUGCCCUCUCCUUCAUUGAGUGCGGGAAUGCUAUGGAGCGAGAUCCAUUAGAAGCUAAAUCUCCCUACACCAUGUACUCAGAGACUGUGGAACUCAUCAGGUAUGCAAUGAGACUUAAGAAUUUCACAGGUUCAUCUGCCACAGAAGGAGACAAGAAGUUGGCAGUUUUAUGCUACCGAUGCUUAUCACUUCUCUACUUGAGAAUGUUUAAACUAAAGAAGGACCACGCUAUGAAGUACUCCAGAUCUCUGAUGGAAUAUUUUAAGAACACUUCAAAAGCCUCGCAGGUCCCCUCCCCUUGGGGUGGCAACGGAAAGAGCACAGAAACUCCAUCUCCCAUGUCUCUCAGCCCAUCCCCAGCCAGUUCUGGUGGGAGCAGCACAGGCCCCGCUGGGUCGUCCUCAGCAGGAACCAUCACCAUCCCCCAGCGCAUCCACCAUAUGGCUGCCAGCCACGUCAACAUCACCAACAAUGUAUUGCGGAGUUACGAGCACUGGGACAUGGCCGACAAGCUGACUAAAGAGAACAAAGAAUUCUUUGUAGACCUGGACUCAGUGAUGGGACCGUUAACGCAGCACAGCAGUAUGACCAACCUGGUGCGUUAUGUUCGACAAGGACUUCACUGGCUCCGCACCGAGGCGCACUUGUUGUAGUGACUGCCGCGUGACUCAUAACAUCCCCAUCGUUCUACCUCUACCAGCGCACAGACGAUCACUGGUGGAACUCCACUCAUUUAUGGAACUUUAUUCAUGUAACUUCAUUUUUAUUGCCUUUUUUGAUAUCCUAUCUAUUGGAAGUAGAAGUCAUCAUAAAUGGAACUUAUGACUGAAGA
Messenger RNA from Gavialis gangeticus (Gharial), 4189 nucleotides. RefSeq names its product AF4/FMR2 family member 2 (gene AFF2). Gene Ontology annotation, cellular component: nuclear speck; nucleus. Gene Ontology annotation, molecular function: G-quadruplex RNA binding. Gene Ontology annotation, biological process: regulation of RNA splicing. The record is from RefSeq and is a predicted model, not a curated record. Lineage: Eukaryota; Metazoa; Chordata; Crocodylia; Gavialidae. Bases 435 to 4010 code for a protein of 1191 amino acids. The transcript is spliced from 22 exons.